AUGAGGAUACUUUGUUUGUCGAAUUUAAACAUACCAGUUCAGACUACCGAUUUAAGUAUCAUCACUUCCGAUUUUACACCCCAAUUCAAAAUUUGGAGAUUUCUGAUGGCAUUGAAAAAGAUCUCCAUAACCACUCCUAAUAAGAAUGUAGAUUUUUCGCUUUAUAUCUAUGACACAUUGGGUUACAAUUUCGAGUCAGAGUCAAUUACCGCCUAUUAUGAAGUAUAUCCAAAUGAAAACAGAAAAAAUACAACUAAAUGCAGCCAACUAGACGAUUUUAUCACAGUCGCACAAAUUAUAUCAAAUUUUGAAUUUAUUGACAUGAAAAAUAUUUGA
Messenger RNA from Babesia microti strain RI, 336 nucleotides. RefSeq lists its product as hypothetical. The transcript has a single exon. The record is from RefSeq and is a predicted model, not a curated record. Lineage: Eukaryota; Apicomplexa; Aconoidasida; Piroplasmida; Babesiidae. Bases 1 to 336 code for a protein of 111 amino acids.